Molecule: messenger RNA, 3064 nt
Organism: Loa loa (African eye worm)
Lineage: Eukaryota; Metazoa; Nematoda; Chromadorea; Rhabditida; Onchocercidae
Exons: 20
Coding region: 162-3017 (951 amino acids)
Molecular function (GO): protein binding
Source: RefSeq, a predicted model, not a curated record
GACUUGUUGCGUAAACAUUUUCUACCCUUCAUAGCAAUAAUUUGAACGAAGCAGAAGAAAGAAACGAUUUUAGGAAAUUGCACAAGAGGAAUGCAUUAAAAUUUGUCAGAAAUGCUGUGUUCAAUUGUUUUCAGAAUACUCAUCAGACUGACUAACACCAGAUGCGCAUUCCGAAUGAUACACCGAACAGCAUCACACCAAACCAUAACGUUAUCUAUAAUAAUGAGGAGAAUAUCUGUUCUUUAUUGUUAAAAAGUGUGGAUGAUGAACGGGUUGAUGUCUUACGAUCUAUUCUUGCACAAAUUGCAUCGAAGUCGGAUUUUCGCGAACAGGUAGAUCAGAUAUGUUACAAUGGAGGGACGAUACUACAUCAUGCAGUAGUUCGAAAUUCGGUGGAUAGUGUGCGGACGUUGCUAUCAGCAGGUGUAAACCCAUGUGUCCAGAAUGACAAUAAUAACACAGCGUAUCGGAUGGCUUCUUCUGAAGAAGUUAAAAAUGCAUUUGUCCAAGAAUUAUUGCAAGCCGCCGCUCAGUCAAAUUUGAGCCGAGUAUGUCAAAUGAUAUCAGCUGGAGUUAGUGUGAAUUCGAUUGAUGCUAUGGAUACUGGUAAUACUGCAUUACACUGGGCAGCGUCUUAUGGAAAUGAAGAUGUCGUGAGGAUGCUAUGUCAGAGUGGAGCAAAUGUCAACAUGUUAAAUACGAAGAACGAAACAGCAUUACAUGACGCAGUACGCCGAGGAAAUGAUGGUGUCGUUAAAUGUUUGCUAAGCCACGGAGCAGAUCCAAAUAUUAAGAAUAAAAGUGGAGAGGAUUGUUACAAAUUAGCUACAAAAAUGGGAGGAACUGUGUUGCCUAGCUUGAGUUUGAAUGCAUUAAACCGUACAAUUCGUCGGUCAACCUCCAUAGAUUCUGAAAUUGAUCGCUCUUCGUUAAUAUCAACCGAUACUACAAUGAUGUUUGCGGAAAAAACGUCAAAUUAUAGUGCGGGUCGACUAGAAAGCUGGACCGACUUGUUAUGGCCUCAGCCAAAAUAUAUAGAUUUGGAUGAAAGGAAACGCACUUGCCCAUAUCCAAAAGAUGGUCGUUUAAAAAUCUAUUUUGAUAAAGCUAGUGAAGCAGAACCGCGACGUUUAAUGCAAAUUAUCCAGAUGUCAGCACCCAUCCUUUCAAGUGUCCAUUUGGAAUUGGAUUAUAGAGGUCAUGGAGUUCGGGAGCAAUCUACUUUGGAUGGCAGAAUUACGUGUGGCAUUUUUGAAAAUGGAUGCUGCUCUGGUGCAUAUACACUAAUGGUCAACGAAGAUGGCAUAGAACUAUAUGGCGAAGAUCAUACCGGUGUUCGGCAUGGUUUUUCCACCCUUGUACAAAUACUGAGAAUCUUUAAAGAAGGUUGUGAGAUAGUUAAUUCAAGUACCGAAACAUCAUUGGAAACAUUGCAUGAAACACCUGAAUCUGCAACAAAGAUCACUGGCAUUGUAAUUAACGAACAGUUAAAAAAGAUCGGUGCAAUACCUUGUCUAACGAUUCGUGAUUCUCCAGACUCAUGCUUCCGAGCUGUUUACCAGGAUUUUAGUGGCUGCAAAAUACUGAACACAGAAACUCUUUUGCAACUUGCUACGCGUAUUGGUUAUUGUAAAGCGAGUCAUUUAUUCGUGAAUUUUGAAGUACGAACCACUGAUCGUUAUCAUCUGCCCUACACGACUCGAGAUUUGUUUCAGAUAACUCAAGUUUGUGACGAACUUUUUGUUAAGUUUGUGCCGUCUCUAGACGUUCAGUCCAAUUAUAUUGAAUCGGACUUGGUGUGCCGAACCAUCGAUUCGUUUCUGGAUGAUUUCCCACUUACAAAAGUUGUGCAUUUUGGUCCGAAUUUGGCAGUUAUAGUUAUAUCAAAUCAAUCAAUUCUGAACAGUGUGCAGAAAAGAAUACCAAGAAUAUAUAUUUCAAUGGAAAUCGAUAAAAACAACGCUUCUUUGAUCAAUAACUUGCCACCGUUCGUUACAAUAUGUGUAGAAGGAAAGUAUCCUUUUGAAGCUGAAAACUUGCUUUCAACACGUUUGAAUGUCGUAUUACGGUUUUCGACAAGCGACCCUGGUUUUCUUUGUGCUGCUCCUGAAUCUGUAGCUAAAAAGGCCUUGCUUGCCACUAGAUUGGGUUGCAAGUUCCCAAUUUUAGGCACAAUGGUAUGUGAUCUGUCAACUGGUUGCGAAGUAAUGCCGCCGUCAUUGUCAUACAUGUCUGAAUUAGCUUCUCUGGGCGUUUGCUGGAACAAAUCCAUUGAUAUAAAGCGUUUUUGUUUCUUAUUACCUCGAAUAACGGCAGAACAUUUUCUUUUGGAUGGUAAUAUGGAAGCCUUGUUCAAGCAGGUGUCUACCGUUGGAAGAGUUGAACAUGAAAUAACACGAUUCAGUUACGGAUUAAAAGCUGCAGAAAGCACUGGAGAAGUGCAAGAACAGUCAUCUUUGCUAUCAUCAAACAAGAAAAAACCAAUUUCGGUGUUUGUGGAAAUGAUAUUAAAUCCAGAUAACAUGGUCUUAGAACGACUAACUCCGGUCAUUUUCAAGAAAGCACGGAUAGAAUUAAAACGUAGUUUGAAAGCAUUGGAUAAAGCAAAAAAACGUCUUCCUUACAAUUAUGAAUUGGCACUUGUGCUGGCCGAGAUACAGAUCAUCACCGAACUUAUGGUUCUCGCUUGCAAAUUGGGCCAGUCGCUUUGCACAUAUGGUAUAAACCCGUCGUUAUCACCUAAGGAUCAAAAAACCUCAUUUUCAUCUAGCACUAAAUUGCUUCAAGAAACAACACUUAUUGGUUAUCAAAUGGUUAAUAUCGGUGUGUCUAAUUUACCACCAGCUGUGCGCACUGAUCUCGCCAAUAGACUUCUUGAAAUUCGCAGCCGUUUCCAGCACACGUGGCUAUCACGCAACAUUGCAAGUACUCUUCCGAAUGCUCUAAAAAUGUUUGACAACCUUUUUCGUGCACUUCUUCCACCAAACAUGCAGGAUUAUGGGAGGGAUUUACUUUGAAUUAGCAGGAAUGCAAUUAUAAAAAACUAAAUAUUCUAGAAAUGACG